This is a messenger RNA of Strongylus vulgaris, 603 nucleotides long. Lineage: Eukaryota; Metazoa; Nematoda; Chromadorea; Rhabditida; Strongylidae. The record is from the annotation of a GenBank genome assembly.
AUGAAGCAAGAAGUCUCCAUGGAGGAUCGCUUGAUGGGUCUUCGAUCAAUAUUUCAUGGGCCAGUGCUUUUUCCAAAUACUCUCAUGAAUUCAGGCGGAAUGAUCCCACCUCAUAUUGCUGCAGCUGUUGCUCUAUCGAUGAAUCACCGCAUGGCACAAACAAGGUGUCAGGCUGGAACAGGAAGCUGCAUUGUGGACAAAGCUCACAGAAAUCAAUGUCAAGCUUGCCGAUUGAAAAAAUGUCUCAGCAAAGGAAUGAAUAAAGAUGGUGUGAUCGCCUUUUCAGCCGUACAAAAUGAACGACAACCACGUAAUACCGCAACGAUCCGACCAAGUGUUGACAUGGAUCCUCAUAACUUCUUGAGGGAGUAUGCCGGCGCUGUUUCGGCUGUUCUGUCGCAAUCGGAGUUACCACCACGAGAAGAAUCUCCGCUGAGUGCAACAAGUGAGGGAAGGACAGAAGAUGAAAAGGUUAACAUAUUUGCACGAUGCGGCCGGCUCCUCCUUAUGCUGGGACAGUUGCGCGGCAUUCCACCUAUCUUUGUGGAUCAAAUCCUCUCUUCUGAAGGAGGUUAUCACAAGAUAUUGUCACGCUAUAUAUAG